Pseudopodoces humilis (Tibetan ground-tit) is the source of this 1521-nucleotide messenger RNA. It is a transcript of the gene TSEN2, whose product is annotated as tRNA splicing endonuclease subunit 2. NCBI's taxonomy places the organism in Eukaryota, Metazoa, Chordata, Aves, Passeriformes, Paridae. Gene Ontology annotation, molecular function: nucleic acid binding; tRNA-intron lyase activity. Gene Ontology annotation, cellular component: tRNA-intron endonuclease complex; cytoplasm. Gene Ontology annotation, biological process: tRNA splicing, via endonucleolytic cleavage and ligation; tRNA-type intron splice site recognition and cleavage. The record is from RefSeq and is a predicted model, not a curated record.
GUGGCGGUGCGGCGGUGGCUGUGACGGAGGAUAAAUUAAGAAAUGGCAGAAGCAGUUUUCCACCCCCCAAGAAGGAAAAGGAGAGUUUUUGAGUCGUACGAGGCUCCCUUUCCUGUGGACGUAGGGGGGAAGGAUUUCAGACUAUGCCAGGCUGAGAUCAUUAACAACAAUGUGAUUGUGAGGAACCCCGAGGAUAUUGAACAGCUCUACAACAAGGGCUACUUUGGAAAAGGGAUCCUUUCCAGGAGCCGCCCAGUGUUCAGCAUUUCAGAUCCUCUGCUAGUGGCCAAGUGGAGAGGUGUUAACACAAACAUGCCCAUAAUUACAUCUCAAAAGUACCAGCGCCGUGUGCAGUGGGCUAAAAGUGUCCUGCAGGAGCAGGGCCUCGACGACAGCUCCGUCACCAAAAUCCUGGAGAAUUACACCAAGCCCUUCUCCAGAGGGGAUGGGGCUGAACCAGCUGGGGACAGCUGCACCAGAGGGGGCCCAAGCCCAGGAAAUGCAGAACUGGGCAGGAAACCUGCUGGAGCCCAAAGUCCUGAGGGUCAGAACGGGGGCUCCGAGGAGGGAGGAGAUGCAGCUGUGGAUCCUGGGAUUGGCUCCAGGAACCAGGAACUGGGGGAUUCCAGGGAAAUGGCUGGAGAGUCCUGCCACAGGGACCCUUCUGUGCUCCGUGGCUGCGAGGUGAAGCAGAGCCCUGAACAGAGGGCUUGGGAGGGCAUGGACUCAAGGGAAUGUGCUCCAGAAUAUGUGCUGGUGCAAGAGGAGGAAGAAGGAAGCUCCUGUCCUAAAGAUGACUCCACUCAUGCACAAGAGAACCUUGUCAAGAAGGAAGUAUUAGUAUGCAGAAAAAACCCAUUUAGGAUUUUUGAGUACUUACAACUCAGCUUGGAAGAGGCUUUUUUCUUGGUGUAUGCUCUGGGAUGUUUAAGUAUUUAUUACGGUGAGGAGCCCCUGAGCAUCGUGAAGCUGUGGGAAGUGUUCAGUGAGGUGAAGCCUGAUUUCAAAACCACCUACAUGGCCUACCACUAUUUCAGGGGCAAGGGCUGGGUGCCCAAGGUGGGGCUGAAGUACGGCACGGAUCUCUUGCUGUAUCGAAAAGGGCCCCCCUUCUACCAUGCCAGUUACUCUGUCAUUGCUGAGUUGGUGGAUGAUAAUUUUGAAGGUUCUCUUCGCAGACCCCUCAGCUGGAUGUCCCUGUCUGGGCUGAACAGAACAACUGCAAACGCUUCCAAGGAGCUCAUGCUGUGCUAUUUGAUCAGGCCUUCUGACAUGACUGCAGAGGAGAUGUCAACCCCAGAGUGCAUGAAGAGAAUCAAGGUCCAGGAGCUGAUUGUGACUCGUUGGGUUUCCUCCCGUGAGCGCAGUGAGCAGGAAGAAUUGUAACUGCCUGCACAAGAAAAUCUCACUUUUUAAAAGCCACUUCUUCUUGUUUUUUACCUGAUCUUGUGAUGAACUGUUCCCUCAGAACAUUUUCUGCCAACAUGUUCACUUGGUGUGUAUAAAUGCUGUAUAAAAUGA